Molecule: messenger RNA, 1272 nt
Organism: Carassius carassius (crucian carp)
Lineage: Eukaryota; Metazoa; Chordata; Actinopteri; Cypriniformes; Cyprinidae
Product: charged multivesicular body protein 3
Exons: 6
Coding region: 83-748 (221 amino acids)
Biological process (GO): protein transport; late endosome to vacuole transport; endosome transport via multivesicular body sorting pathway
Cellular component (GO): multivesicular body; ESCRT III complex
Source: RefSeq, a predicted model, not a curated record
AGGCUGGAAUCAGGAAGUGGACUUGUAAUGUACUAUUUUGAUUGCGCUCCUCGCUGUUCAACUAUCUAAUUACAAGCUCAAAAUGGGCCUUUUUGGGAAAACACAAGAGAAACCACCGAAGGACCUUAUCAACGAGUGGUCUCUCAAAAUCAGGAAAGAAAUGAGAGUUAUUGACAGACAGAUUCGAGAUAUCCAAAGAGAGGAGGAGAAGGUGAAGAGGUCGAUCAAAGAUGCUGCAAAGAAGGGACAGAAAGAUGUCUGCAUCAUCCUCGCCAAAGAGAUGAUUCACUCAAAGAAAGCCAUCAACAAGCUGUAUGCCUCCAAAGCUCAGAUGAACUCUGUGCUGCUCAGUAUGAAAAAUCAGCUGUCUGUAUUAAGAGUGGCUGGCGCUUUGCAGAAGAGCACAGAGGUCAUGAAGGCCAUGCACAGCCUGGUUAAAAUCCCAGAGAUUCAAGCCACCAUGAGAGAACUCUCAAAAGAGAUGAUGAAGGCUGGAAUCAUAGAGGAGAUGCUGGAGGAUACACUGGAAGGGAUGGAUGAUGAGGAGGAAAUGGAGGAAGCAGCGGAGGCUGAGGUGGACAAGAUCCUCUUUGAGAUUACAGCCGGUGCACUUGGGAAAGCUCCCAGCAAAGUCACAGAUGCCCUGCCUGAUCCAGUGCCAAUUGGAGCCACGGCAGCCUCAGAAGGGGAAGAAGAAGAAGAAAAUAUCGAGGAGAUGCAGUCCAGGCUAGCAGCGCUGAGGAGCUAAAACACCUGUGUUUUUAACCCUUCAGCUCUAUAGGCAUAGACAACAUAUAUUUCUUCCUCUGUAGCUUUUCUCACCCAUGAAGACACUUUGGCACAUUAAAUUCAGCACUAAAUUCGGACUUCACAUAAAAUGAACAAAACUAUAUGGAUAGUGGAUAUUAAAAAUAAGAUGAACUCUAUAUGACAUACAAUAAAGAACAGUGAAGUCAGAUAUUUAGUUGUUAUGUGGUAGCAGGUGGAUGAUGACUUUUUACUUAAGCCCCUUUUAUUUCUAGAUAUUCUGACUCCACUCAUUUGAAUCUGUGCCUAUAGUUAAGCAGCUUGUCCAUGAAUCUAUUGCAGUGCAGUUGUGUCACAUCAGUGUUGAUCGUUAUCGUUUUGUCUGUGUUGUCGAAUUUGCAGUUUUAUCUCAAGCCUUAUUUAAAAGCUAAGUGAAUAGUUCUGUCCUAUAUCUGGUACAUUGGUUUUUACUGAGUAGGUAGACAAAUUCAUGGAAGCCAUUUCUUGUAAAUCUUGUACAAAUAC